CAAAGAUCGUAGCAUCCUCUAAAUCAUUGACACAAGGACAAAAGUCACAGAAGUAUAUCCGCCCGAGGGAUAGGUUGCAGAAAGCUUGAGGUGUGCGCUUGGCCACCACUUGCGAUUAUGACUGGGAAGUUCCGAGCUGCUCUUCAACACUUCACCCUUCACGUAACUACCUGAAUAUCACAGCCCAGAGGUUAUAUUCAUCCGUCACCCCUGCUGAUGUUUGUACGCACCCGAGGCACCUUGGGAUUUGAUCCGGGCGUGCCGGGACAGGGGCUAUGCUGCCCGCCGGCUUCCGCUUCUACUUACCCCACUUCCCCGCCCAUUGCCCGGGCCCGGGGAACCCACAUCUUACGUGAGCCGGCAAAGUGACAUCGGGGCGGCCGCCGACUUGGCCGAUCAGUCAACACAUAACUAGCUUGACCAUAUCCAUUUUCCCUUCUUCAUUCUCACAGAAGGCUCCAUCACACUCACCCAUAACGGGAAACAUGGUGUCCUUUCAAGGAAAACAAGUCGGCAAUAUAGGCUUCGGCCUGAUGGGCCUGACAUGGCGAGCAUCUAAGCUAUCGGACGAGGAAAUCUUUGCCGUCAUCAAGGCCGCUCUCGAUGCCGGCUGCAACUACUUCAACGGCGGCGAGUUCUACGGCCCUCCAGACCACAACUCGCUUACCGUGCUCAAGCGUUACUACGACAAAUAUCCAGAGGAUGUAGACAAGAUCCUCCUCAACGUCAAGGGCUGCAUGCUUCCGGGCUUGCUGGCGGACUCCUCGCCUGAAGGUGUCCGGGCCAGUAUUGAGAACUCGGUCCGCCUGAUCGGGGGCAAGGGAAGGAUCGAUCAGUUCGAGGCGGCCCGAAAAGACCCCAAGGUGGACAUUGAAGUGACCAUGAAGGCCAUGAGCGAGCACAUUCAGGCCGGGGAUAUCAGGGGCAUUGCGCUGAGCGAGGUCAGCGCCCAAACGAUCCGUCGAGCUGCAAAGGUGGCCAAGAUCACGGCCGUUGAGGUGGAGCUGUCCAUCUGGAAUACCGAGCCUCUCGAGAACGGCGUGCUUGAGGCUUGCGCCGAGCUUGAUAUUCCUGUUCUUGCAUACAGCCCACUUGGCAAGGGCUUCUUGACUGGGCAAGUCAAGUCCUUUGACGAUAUCCCCGAGGGAGACUUCCGGAGGAUGUUGCCUCGAUUCCAGCCUGAAGUUUUUGAGACCAAUCUUCGACUAGUUCGGAAGGUAGAGGAGCUCGCGGCGAGAAGAGGAUGUACACCAGCUCAAUUCGCCAUCAACUGGACAUUGGCCCUUUCGAAACGGCCUGGGAUGCCGACGAUCAUCCCCAUCCCUGGUGCCUCAUCGCCGGAACGCGUUCGCGAGAAUGCUGUGGAGAGAGAGCUGACAGAGGAGGAUAUGGCUGAUGUGGAAAGGAUCUUUAAGGAAUUCGCUCCGGUAGGCGACAGAUACCACAAGCACGGCAUGGAGCUCCUCGACAAAUGAACUCUCAAGAUGUCCAUAGAGGUAGGUAAUAUGGAGGGUUUCGAUCUACGGAUCUUGUGGAGGACUGUUCACGACAGUGGAUGAUGGGAUUAAGAACUUGCUACAAGUAAAAGUACCUACAAGAGAUUGCUCAUGGAUCCUCAAAGCGGUGCUUGUGUGCCUGGGCCUGUGCGGUUCUUAAGGGCUCUCGGGCGCCCGGGGACAUCCCAUGAGAUUGUGGUGCCUGCAGGAGGUGGUUUCGUCUUGAUCCUGGCGCAACCAGAUGGAAACGCUAGAGGUAGGUUCUUCCGUCUAUUCUCGGUAACAAAGCCACCUCACAUCCAGCGCCCUGCAAUAGACCUCUCGUGUUGGUAGCGCUAUCGC
This is a messenger RNA of Neurospora crassa OR74A, 1838 nucleotides long. Its product is annotated as pyridoxal reductase. Lineage: Eukaryota; Fungi; Ascomycota; Sordariomycetes; Sordariales; Sordariaceae. The record is from RefSeq and is a predicted model, not a curated record. Gene Ontology annotation, cellular component: cytoplasm. The transcript has 3 exons. Bases 486 to 1475 code for a protein of 329 amino acids.